This is a messenger RNA of Cydia amplana, 1539 nucleotides long. RefSeq lists its product as uncharacterized. Gene Ontology annotation, molecular function: nucleic acid binding; zinc ion binding. The transcript is spliced from 2 exons. The record is from RefSeq and is a predicted model, not a curated record. The coding region runs from base 1 to 1539 and encodes 512 amino acids. NCBI's taxonomy places the organism in Eukaryota, Metazoa, Arthropoda, Insecta, Lepidoptera, Tortricidae.
AUGACUAAGCUCACUGGCAACCUAAAUGGACAAGUCUGGGGCAAACUGAACCAGGCCUGCCGGGACAUCCUGGCGGCGACUGACGUCCUGGCGGAUAGAGUAGAGGACGAGGAGUUGCGAGCCUUGAAGGAGGAUAAUAACCGAAUGCGGGAGCAACUGGCCCAAUGUCAGUCCGAGAUGAAGGCCCUUCGUAGAGCCUUCUCUGAGAGGACGAUCCAGCCCUCACAGGCCCCGACGGCCCAAUGCGACCAGGCGACGGACUUUUCUGAGGCCCUCAAAGAGGCCCUCAAGGAAUUAAAGGAGGACCUGAAGCGGGACCUUACAAUUACCAUGGGAAACAUGAUCUCGGCCCGCACGGGCCAUUUCCCUGAGCCGGUCCCCCGCCCUCCUCUCGCUGCGGACAGGAAUAAGACGAUUGCGAACCAGCCGGAACCUCUCUCUGGGGCGCCGCCCUCAAGGGCAGUGACAGGUGCGCCGCCCAUAAGGCAGCCUAAGGCCCCUGUGGCCCAGCCUUCGGCACCAGCGACCAAGAAGAGGGCUAACUCUGCUCCUAGGCAGAAGACGGUGAAGGAGCCUAGUGCCUCUCCACCCUCGCAGCCGGCAACAAAAACGCAGGAGCCUGCUGAGUCUUGGACGCAGGUUGUCAGGAAGGGCAAUGGCAAAUCCGCCAAGCCCCCUUCCCCCCCUGCCGCCCCGGCUCGGAAACCGGCACCAGCAGGCCCACGGAAGCUGGUUGUGCCCGCCACGGCCGCGAUCGUGAUGGCCUUGAAGCCGGAGUCUGAGGCGACAUACGCCUCAAUUUUGUAUAAGGUCACCAAAUCGGUGAAGCUUGCUGAUGUGGGUGUAGAGCACGUCAAGGUCCGCAAAACAGCUGCUGGGGCCAGGAUACUUGAGGUGUCCGGGUCCGACAAUGGUAGGGCGGCUGACGAACUCUGCCGAAAAAUGACGGAGGUGAUCGGAGAGGAAGCCCGAGUAUACAGGCCCACCAAAAUGGCGGACUUACGCAUUUCGGGCCUAGAUGAGGCAGCCACUCAGGAAGCGAUCGCGGGAGCAAUCGCUAAACUGGGAGAGUGCUCAAUAAAUGAGGUUAAGGUGGGAUCGAUGAGGGCCCAAUAUAAUGGGACAACGUCGACUCUGGCACAGUGCCCUAUAACGGCAGCCAAGAGGGUCACCGCAGCGGGUCGACUUCAAAUAGGAUGGUCCUCGGCUCUGGUAGUGGCGCUGGACCCAACACCGAUGAGGUGCUUCAGGUGCAUGGGCACGGGGCACACUAGAGCACUAUGCCCGUCGCCAGUAGAUAGGAGCGGUCUCUGCUUCCGGUGUAGCAGGCCGGACCACAAGAGGGUGGACUGCAAGGCGGAGACUGCCUUCUGCUCGGUAUGUCAUGCGGCCAAACGCCCAGCGGGACACAUAAUGGGUGGCUUCUCCUGUACGCCCCCACCAGCAAAAGGCAAAGAGGCUCUUCUGAAGACCCAAAGAGCCCCUCCAGUGAGUAACAUCGACCAACGGGCCUGUGAGGGACAAAAUAUGGAUAUUUAG